Messenger RNA from Aphidius gifuensis, 1089 nucleotides. Its product is annotated as very-long-chain (3R)-3-hydroxyacyl-CoA dehydratase 2-like. Gene Ontology annotation, molecular function: 3-hydroxyacyl-CoA dehydratase activity. Gene Ontology annotation, cellular component: endoplasmic reticulum membrane. NCBI's taxonomy places the organism in Eukaryota, Metazoa, Arthropoda, Insecta, Hymenoptera, Braconidae. Gene Ontology annotation, biological process: fatty acid elongation; sphingolipid biosynthetic process; very long-chain fatty acid biosynthetic process. The transcript has 6 exons. The record is from RefSeq and is a predicted model, not a curated record. The coding region runs from base 216 to 935 and encodes 239 amino acids.
GACAACACCAGCAAGAUGAUGUUGACGACGACAUUCUAAAAUGUUCUAAAAAAAAAAUAUCGUAUGAUUGUUUACAACAUUCCAAAGUUCAAAAACCUACUUAAAAACAAGUUUCUAAAAAUUAGAAAAACAGUGCCAAGUCAUCAUCUGGUCAUUGUUAUUUUCAUUAUCUUUUUAUUCGUUGGCAGUUGUAAUCAAGUGGUCUCACUGUAAUCAUGGCCAACAAAAAUGAAAAGUCUAAAAAAAAUGAUAACAACAGUAUUGGUAAUAUUUACUUGAUAUUAUACAAUAUUUCACUUGUUAUUGGGUGGAGUUAUAUAUUGUGUAUUUUAACACGUUACUAUUUUACAAAUGAUUUCAAAGGUCAAAGUCUGUGGAAUGUUGUUUUUAAUUCAUUGAUGAUAUCACAAAAUGCUGCUGUACUUGAGAUUGUUCAUGCAUCAACUGGAUUGGUACGUUCAAAUCCAAUUAUAACAACGUUUCAAGUAUUAAGCAGAGUCAUGGUUGUUGUUGGUGUUUUAUUAGCAACUCCAUCAACUGUAUCAGCUUCAUCAAUUGGUCUUCCAAUUGCUCUCUUUGCCUGGUCAGUUACUGAAAUUAUUCGUUAUGGUUAUUAUUUUGCAAAUCUCGUUGGAUAUGUACCAUAUUUUCUUGUAUGGUUGAGAUAUACAACAUUUAUUGUUCUUUAUCCAAUUGGUGUUACUGGUGAAUUAUUGUGCUUUUAUGCUGCUCAAGUAUAUGCUUCGAAAAAUACAAAUCUUUGGAGUUAUUCAUUACCAAAUUCAUGGAAUUUUACAUUCAGUUAUCAUUAUCUUCUUAUAACUAUUAUGUUACUCUACAUUCCAUUAUUUCCACAUCUGUAUCUUCAUAUGUUUGGACAAAGAAAAAAACUUCUUGGACCACUAAAAACUACAAAGACACAAAAAGUUAAUUAAUACAACUAAUUAUUUGAUUAAUUUUUUUAUGAAAAAAAAAAAAAAGAAGAAAUGUUGUAAAAUUUACAAAUAAAAAGCUAUUUUAAUGUGUUAUAAAUUUAUAAUAUAUUUAUAAAAAAAUAAAAUUGAAUACAUUGAUAAUAAUUAUAACAGA